UCAGAGUCUACGUGGUGAGGUUUGGAACCACUAACCCGAUUGUACACUAAUCACCAUGGUUGAGACCCGUAGUGGGACGGAGACUAGUCCCUAUUCCCCUGAGCAACAAGCAAAGAUGGUCGCCUUAGUGAAAGAGAACAAGGAGAGAAGAGAGCGCGAGAAGCAGGCGAAACUAAAGGCUAUCGCAAACGAACAGGCGGCGAAGAUGAAGAGGUUGGAGGAGGAGAUGAAGAGAGUGCAACAAGAGGAGGAAGAAAGAAGAAAAGUUGCUGAAGCAGAAGCGGCAGCAGAAGAAGAGAAAGAGAGAAUGAGAAUUGAGAGUGGAGAAGGGAGCAGUGGUGGCACGAUGAAGUGGGAGACAAACACUGAGCUGGAGAAAAAGAUCAGCGAGUGGGUCGCUAAUUUAUCGUUGGGGGAAGAUGAGGAGGCGGAGUCCUAUGUGACUAAGGAUGAGAAGGCUGCGCUGGCCGCUGAGCUACUUUGCAUGAAUGACCUGUUUAGACCGUGGUUAGAUAAAUUUGUGGUAGUCUACUUAGAUGAUAUCCUAGUCUUUAGUAAGACCCUCCAGGAGCACCAGGGUCAUCUGAGGCAGGUCUUGGAGAAGCUUAGAGAGGCUAACUUCAAGAUCAAUGUGAAGAAGUGCGAGUGGGCCAAGACGCAUGUGUUGGACGGAGAUGGCAUUAAGCCAGAGGACAGCAAGAUAGCGGCGAUUAGAGAUUGGUCGACACCCCGCACGUUGACAGAGUUGCGGUUGUUUCUAGGCCUAGCUAACUACUACAGGAAGUUCGUGAGGAACUUCUCCACUAUCGCCGCUCCCUUGCGCAGGUUGUUGAAGAAAGAGACAAUCUGGCAAUGGGAUAAAGACUGUACGUCUCCGCUAAAAAAGUUAAAGCGCGCGUUAAUAGAAUAUCUUGUCCUCAAAGUUGCGGAUCCGUCCUUGCCAUUUGUCGUUACCACGGACGCAAGUCAGUAUGGGAUAGGCGCCGUGUUGCAGCAAGACGACGGCAAUGGCUAUAGACCCGUAGAGUUCAUGUCAGCGAGGAUGCCCUGUGAGAAGGUCGCUACCUCCACGUACGAGAGAGAACUCUACGCUCUCAGGCAGGCUUUAGACCAUUGGAAGCAUUACCUGCUUGGGAGGCACUUCAAAGUCUAUUCGGACCAUGAAACGCUUAGAUGGCUAAAGACCCAGGCCAAGAUGACACCUAAGUUGACUAGGUGGGCCGCAGAGAUAGACCAAUUCGACUUUGAGCUCAAGCCAGUGAAGGGCAAGUACAAUGUAGUGGCGGAUGCUCUGAGUAGGAGAUCAGACUACUUUGGAGCCGUAGUACAUUAUCUGGAUAUAGGGAGAGACCUGCAGGAGAAAGUGAAACAAGCGUAUACGCAGGACAAUGUAGUGGCGGAUGCUCUAAGUAGGAGAUCAGACUACUUUGGAGCCGUAGCCUAUCAACGUCCGACACAUAACAAUGCCGUGUUUUCUGAGGAAAUCGACGACCACCACGCUGCGGCAGCAUCCUCGAGUGAUGGAGGAAUGGUCGCAGCGCUUCCGCCAAAGCUUCCGCAGAGAGUUCGCAAGAACAAGGCGACACAAGGGACAACGGCGACGGGAGCUGGGCAGCAGCCAUGGACGGCUUAUAAGAUCACCAAGGAGGUCUAUGACCUUCGUCAAAAACCGGCGAAUCCGAGUGCGUAUACUGAUGGCGUGGGCGUACCUCACCAAGCUCUAGGGCCCUCGUUGCAUGUACCUCCGACGAUGGCGUACCAAGCGCCGGGAAUCGCGAAUCAAGCACAACAAGUGCUGCUUCAGCAGCAGUACCCAGCCAAUGUGCAGGGUCCUUUCAUGCAGUCGAUGUUACCCACUGCACAGCCUCUGGCUAUGGCGCCAUUUCCUCAGUAUCAGCUCGCCGGCUGGGGUUUCCAGAACUGGACUCCGGGCGGACAGGCUCCACUCGCUCCAAUGGCUCCGCCAGCUCCGCCAGCAGCGCCAACACUAAAUGUGUGGUAUCAACCACCUGCUAAUCAGCAGAAUUCCCAAGGCCAGAACGGUGAUCGGCCCUCUCAGGGUGGGAAUGGCAAAGGCCCUGCGGCUAAUGCCUUCCCAAGGCCUGGGAAUAGAGCCUACUUUACAAAAGAAUACAUGGAUAUAUUAGAGGGGAUUAAGAGCGAUAAAGCCCUAGAGGAGGCGAGAAAGAAAGUUGCGGGAGGUAGGUGCUCCGGGAUCAGGAUAGUGGAUCUUACCGAUGAGUCUAGAAGCUAGUCGGGCCACCACGGACAAAAGUGAGGAAAUGAAGGUGUGGGUGACCUCUACACUGGGAAACUCGUUGAAACUUAUCUCGGAUAAGUUGGAGUUGCUGGACAAGAGGAUAAAGUUGGCUGACGACG
This is a messenger RNA of Chara braunii, 2379 nucleotides long. Lineage: Eukaryota; Viridiplantae; Streptophyta; Charophyceae; Charales; Characeae. The record is from the annotation of a GenBank genome assembly.